AUGGUAAUUGGUUUAAUUUUGUUCCUAAAUGGAUUUUUUUUAACUCGGAUAUCACAAGUUGAACGAAGCAAUUGUACAUCAUGUAAAAAUUUAGCAAAUUACAACAUCGAAACACUACUAAAAAAUCCUGAGCUAGCCGGUGAAGUUUGUUCUGAAUUCCGUACAAGAGUUGUAUUAUUAGUCGUGGAUGCAUUAAAAUAUGAAUUUUUGGAUUGGCAAGAUAACAUCACUAAUCCAUAUUAUCAAAAUAAAAUUCCAGCUGUUCAUCAUCUUUUAAAUAAAUAUCCAAACAAUUCAAGACUUUACAAAAGUAUUGUUGAUCCACCAACAACAACGAUGCAACGCAUAAAAGCUAUAACAACAGGUACACUGCCAACAUUUAUUGAUGUUAGUUCUAAUUUUGCUUCCGAAGAAGUUGAUGAAGACAAUUUAAUCCAUCAAAUCGGUGAAAAAGGAGUUGUAUUUAUGGGGGACGAUACUUGGACAAAUUUAUUUCCUGGUAAAUAUUUACGACAAUUUCCCGCACAUUCAUUCAAUACCCGUGAUUUGGAUACUGUGGACAGAGAAGUUCGGAGUCGAAUAUUUUUUGAGCUGCAAAAAAAUGAUUGGUCAUUAUUGAUAGCUCAUAAUUUAGGAGUUGACCAUUGUGGCCAUAAACAUGGUCCAAAUCAUCCAGAAAUGACACGAAAAUUGAAUGAAGUUAAUGAACUCAUUAACGAAAUAAUAAACGCGAUCGAUAAUCAUACUGUUUUUUUUGUCAUUGGAGAUCAUGGUAUGACUGAUACUGGCGAUCACGGUGGAGAUAGUGAUGAUGAAAUUGAAGCUGGUCUGUUCAUUUAUUCAAAAUCUCCUCUUCAAAAUCCAAUAGAAGGGCAAAACCGUAAAACUCUAAAUCAAAUAGAUAUUGUACCAACACUUGCUUCAAUUCUUGGUAUUCCUAUACCUUUUUCAAAUAUUGGCUCAUUGAUAUCAGAUGCUUUGCCAGUUAUAUCAGAAACAUCAGACGUGUCGCACACUCUUCAUGCACUUUGGAGGAAUGUUUAUCAAACAAAAAAGUACAUUGACACUUAUUCAGCGAAUUCGUUUUUAUUUACGGAACAAACCCUUCAAGAGCUCGAUCAAUAUUACCAGAAUUUAUUUCAACAAGUAUCAAAAGUUAAUAAUCAGGAAGCUUUGAAAAAUUUUGCUCGGGUUGCUUAUAAAUAUUUAAAAAUUAUUCGUGACUCAUGUAUUGAAAUUUGGGUUCAAUUCGAAUGGGAUUUAAUGUUUAAAGGCUUGUUUUUGAUGAUUUCCACUUUAAUUUUUUCUUACAUAAUUAUUAACCAACUACCAAAAAAUGAUAUAAUAGAAACAUUUGAUAGAUUAUUUAUCCGAAUCAUCAUAACUAAUUGUAUUGCUCUACUCAUUGUUUAUGUAAUUUACACUCUACAAUUAAUAAUUAACUUUGGUAAUACAUUUUUUUUCAUCAGUGGAGUAAUACUGCAAAUUUUUUUAGCCAUUAUAGUAAUUAGAAAUUGGAGUACGAAAUUAAAAACUUGGAAUAAUAAUUCCAAGAAUAAUACAUUAAAUAAUUCUGUUAGAAUAAUAUUAAUUUUGAUAAUUCUUGGAUUAUUUUCAAAUAGUUAUGUAAUUGAAGAGAAUAAAAUACUUUCAUUUUUAUUGAUAACACAAGUUUGGUUAUCAAUUCAUUCUAUUAUUAAAAAAGACAAUGUAAAUAAUAAUAUUAAUAAUAAUUAUGAUAGAAAAUAUCGAAAAUGUGUUAUUAAUAGUUCUGAAAUUCCAUACAAGCACAAAGUAUUGUUGAUAGUCUGUGGAAUAAUAAUAUGUCUAGCAGUAAGAUUAUCUAGUUACUAUUGGAGAUGUCGUGAAGAACAAAAUCGUGAAUCAUGUGGGCCCUUCAUUUUAGGAAAAACUGGUUCAAUAACAUCAAAUCAAUUAGAAAGAAUAUUGAUAAUGAUUUCUUUGGUGAGUUUAGGAUUAUACAUUUUUAUUGUAAAAAUGUGGUUAAGAAAUUGUGGAAAUUUAUCUGGUUUUUCACUUAACAUAAUAGUUGCACGUAAGUGUCCAGUUUUAACAGCCUGUUUAAUUGUCAGCUAUUGGGUAUUGGAAAGAUUACCUACAUACGACCAAAUAAAAAGCAAUUCAGAAUUUGAAAUGAAGGCAUUAGCUAUAAUAGCCAUAAUAAUUUAUUUUUGUAUUGUUAUUUCUGUUUCUAUAUUAUUUAUCCAACCACUUGGAAUAUUUUUUUUAGAACAAAAUCAACGAACACUUACCGUCUAUAAGAAUGAAAAUGUUAUACCUAAAGUUUUUAAUAAAGUGAAAAAACUUUUUUAUUCAAAUAGAAACAAUGAUGAUGAUGAUGAUGAUAAUGAUGAUGAUGAUGAUGAUGAUGAUGAUGAUGAUGAUGAUGAUGAUGAUGAUGAUGAUGAUGACAAUACUCCGAUUGUUUAUGGUCUCGGCACCGUUUAUAGUGCAGCUUUUAUUACUUUGAGUGUUUUCAUAACACUCCUUGAUGCUUUGUUACUUGGACGUUUUUUAGCUCCUAGUAUUUUUUUAAUGUUUAUUACAUGUACUGCGGUUCUGGUUAUUAUUGGUAUGGAACGACACCAAAAUGCUACUGAUUUUACGGAGCUUCUUCAAAUUCCAAAUUCAGCAAUUUUUUGUUGGUUUUUAAUUGCUGAAUAUUUUUUCUAUGGUACUGGACAUCAACCAACGUUUUCAACCAUUCAAUGGGACGCUGCACUAGUAGGAACUCAUGGUUUUUUUUAUACAAAUAUUGUGCCAACUAUUUUGAUAGGAAUAAAUACAUUUGGGUCCCAUAUACUAUUGGGAUUUACAUUACCUUUAUUAGUAAUCGUGCCAUCGACAAUAAUUGUUAUGAUUCCAAGUCUUUCAAAAGUUCAAUUUCGUGUCAACGACGAAUUGAAGAAAGGUGAACUAGUUCUGUUCGAUCGAUUAUCAACGUUUCAUAACUCACUAUUCUUAGUUGCUGGAAAAUAUAUACUACUUCAUGGAUUGCGAACUUUUGGCUGCAUGUUGGCAACGACAUUUCUUUGUCGCCAUUUAAUGGUGUGGAAAAUCUUUGCUCCAAAAUUAAUUUUCGAAGGGAUCUCAUUUUUAGUAACUUUAGGGAGUGUUAUAAUAUCAUAUUUAAUGAUAUAUAGAAUAGAUAACAAAAUAGAAUUAUUAAUAAUGGGUGUAAACAAAAUAAGGUGA
This is a messenger RNA of Cotesia congregata, 3216 nucleotides long. NCBI's taxonomy places the organism in Eukaryota, Metazoa, Arthropoda, Insecta, Hymenoptera, Braconidae. The record is from the annotation of a GenBank genome assembly.